Sceloporus undulatus (fence lizard) is the source of this 1177-nucleotide messenger RNA. It is a transcript of the gene FNDC11, whose product is annotated as fibronectin type III domain containing 11. NCBI's taxonomy places the organism in Eukaryota, Metazoa, Chordata, Lepidosauria, Squamata, Phrynosomatidae. The transcript has 2 exons. The record is from RefSeq and is a predicted model, not a curated record. Gene Ontology annotation, molecular function: protein binding. Bases 116 to 1093 code for a protein of 325 amino acids.
AUGGCGGCGCCUGGGGCUCCAGAACGCCGCCGCGUGGAACAAUGCGUCGCCAUGGCGACGGGCGCGGCCUACUCGCAGCCCCGGAGCCUGGCCCUGGCCAAAGGGGCCAGAGCCAAUGGCUGCCCCGGGACCAACCCUGCUCAGCCCCAGCCCAGGCAUGAGAAACAUUGGAACUAUUGACGUUUAUUUGAACAAGUUAGGAUCCAACCUCCAGACCAUGGUGUACAGUGAUGAGGAGCAGGAGAACGAAGCUUGGAGGAGGUACGUGGAAAGAAAGAAUGUCGUGCUGGAAUUCCUGAACUCCGACUUAAGCCUCCACCUGCUCAAACGUCACCACAAGCGGAUUGAGCUUCUCAAAAAAUGCUCCUAUUACAUCGAAAUCCUGCCAAAGCACUUGGCACUGGGGGAUCAAAACCAUCUGAUGCUGCCCACCACCAUGUUCCAACUGAUAGACCCCUGGAGGUUCCAGAGGAUGAAGAAAGUAGGGACCAUCCAAACCAAAAUCCAGCUGCUGCUCCUGUCUGACCUGUUGGAAGAGCUGGAGAAGGGUCGGGAGGAGCUGGUCCACUUCCUGGAGACCUAUGACAUGAUGACUUUCCUCUCCAGGUGGGACACUAUUAGACAAAGGGUGGCGAGUCUCUCUGAGCAGAUGGAUUAUUUCCUUGCUGUGUUGGUACCUGGAAGGUUAUACGUCAAGCACCGUCUGAUAUCAGAUGUUGGGAUUACCAAAAUCCCACACAUCAGACUCGUCCUUAGCACAAAAAUGCCAGUGAUGUUUGAUCGACGGGAGUCAGUGGCCCAUGAAGACUGGGUGAGUCUCAAAUGGUUUGUUACUAGCCAGCAGCCACAAUUCGAACAGUACGAGCUCCGCUUUAAGCUGCUGGAGCCCAGAACGCCCCAAGAGCGAGUCCACUGUGGAAUCAUGCCCGUCACUUCAAACACAUGUGAAAUCCACAACCUCCUGCCUGACCGUUUGUAUAGGUUCAGCGUCAAAAGAGCAGAGACUUACACACUUGUUUAUGAACAAUGGCAUGAUUCUGUACUACUUAAGACCAAACCGUACCUUGAAGAAGAAAUGGAGUGCCAUGUCUGAACCCUGACUUUCCCAUCUUAGCAAUACACAAGGAAUGUAAAAUAAGUCAAAUUAAAAACUUAUUUUUAAUGUUUUUGGCAUCAC